AUGUCGCCCACGACUCUGCACUCCAACGACUUGAAAAACCAACCUACGAGUAAGAAUGUCGGUGAACAUGCACAGUCAUCCCUGGCCGACUCAGUCGAGCAGCAUCCCGAACCAACGCAGGAACCCCUUGUUGGGUCCAACUCGACUUCUCAAAAGUAUAACAAGCGGAAAAAAGCAGAAGAGUCAAUUUCGAAACUACUCUCCACCCUUUUUAUUUGGGAGAUCCUGGCUAUGAUUCUGUCCUCGGCGAGUUUGAUCGGAAUCGUGGUGGUCCUAAGAUGUUACAAUCAUCAUCCGCAGCCGACCUGGAACAAUCUGUCGCUGAACACGGUGAUAUCGUGGCUGAGCACCAUCGCUAAGGGCUGUGUUCUUUUCUCCAUCAGCGAGGGCCUAGGACAAUUGAAAUGGGUCUGGUUCGCGCAAAAGAGACGCCAGCUGUCUGACCUUCGCGCUUUCGAUGCUGCCAGCCGUGGAUUGACCGGAAGCGCGGGAUUAAUAUGGAAUCUUCGAGCAAGGCACUUCGCAGUUCCAGGUAGUCUAGCAGUUAUCCUUGCUCUCGCCUUUGACCCCUUCACCCAGAACCUGAUCCAUUACUAUCCUAAGCUCGUCGCUGAUUCGUCCCAAAUCGCCCUUGUCUCAAACGGCUCCGAGUAUUCGACUGUGGGGUUAGAGUGGAUUACCGGGGGAGAUGGCUAUAUGGAACCCGGAUUGAAAUCCAGCAUAUAUAGUUCAUUAUUUGACAAUGACUCUUCCCGGCCGUGGGCCACUCCAAAAUGGUCUUGCUCAACUGGAAACUGCACCUGGGACCCAAUCGCUGCACUCGAAGUGCGCGCGAGAUGUUCCAAUAUAACCGACCAAUUGAAACUCUCAUGCAGUAAUAUCACGAAGGACGAUCCUAACGAGGAUCCCUACAGUGUUUUCAUCGGCAAGAAUAACUGCACAUAUUCUAUUCUCGGGACGAGUCUUACCGCGAGCUUUGUUCCUGAUUAUGGUUAUGCCGUUGCGGCCGCUACCGGGUCAUCCAAUGAUACCCUUCUUGGUAUUCAACUUCUUACAACCGAAGAUAUGCUAAAUGGGAGCCCCACCAUGCAGACUCACUGGCGCGCAAUGCAAUGUGCUCUCGUUCCAACUGUCCACAGCUUUCGCCCAACUGUCUCUAGAGGGGUCUAUCGCGAAGAAACACUCGGCACCUGGAGCAACCGAUCAUUGGAUGGCGAUGAUGCUACGUCAUACGUCCUUCGCCCUCAUUGGGGUCUUGAUAUGGGCAUGGCGCCGAACAAAAACUUUUCGAUCAGCGAAGACUCGCUAGUCAUGAUGAAAACCUUCGCCAGGCAAUUUUUCAGCGGCUAUGUACAGAAUUAUCCCCGAAAAGGAUUUAUAUUUGUUGGUGUGGACAAUUCUCAAUACGCCUCAACAGACCUCAUUCAGGCUAUCUCAUACUUUAACAUUACCGCUUGUCCAACAACGGUGAAAGGCUGGGAAAAGCUUCGCUGUGCAGCAGAGAAUAUGGCUGCGGGAAUGACAAAAACAUUUCGAGACAACACAGAUGGAAAAAGCUCUGCGGUUGGCCUGGCCAUGAUCAGUACGACGUACGUGUCUGUACACUGGCAGUGGAUAGCUCUCCCAGUUAUAAUAUGGCUUUUGGGCUUAAUAACGUUAGCCGGUACCAUUUGGAAAACCUACAGGGCUGAGGUUCCUACAUGGAAGAAUGAUGCGAUGCCAUUACUGUUUCUGUACGAGAAUAGCCAGGAUGAGAAGCCACGGCCUGGAGAGGAGCUUCCUAAUGACCGGAAGGGGAGAUUAUAUGAAAGCGGGGACAGGAUGAUACUGAGUGAAUGA
This is a messenger RNA of Penicillium cataractarum, 1839 nucleotides long. RefSeq names its product DUF3176 domain-containing protein. Lineage: Eukaryota; Fungi; Ascomycota; Eurotiomycetes; Eurotiales; Aspergillaceae. The record is from RefSeq and is a predicted model, not a curated record. The transcript has 3 exons. The coding region runs from base 1 to 1839 and encodes 612 amino acids.